AUGGCAGACACUAUGCAAGCAGAUAAUACCGAAAAAGACAAUAACAGCGAUACCAAUCCUCAGCCUUCCGACAACACAACAACCACCAAAGAUGACAAGGCUGCCGCCAACAAACCAACCGGCGACUUCAAGAUCGACCUUGAAGAUGCCCUCAGUCCCGAUCCCGGCACGGAGGACAUGUUUGUCUGCGAGGACAAUCGCUUCGCAUACUCGCCUGGUCAGCUAUCCAAGCUCCUCAACCCUAAAAGUUGGAACGCCUUCUACGCCAUCGGUGGCCUCGCAGGUCUAGAGAAGGGCCUGCAGACGAAUCGCAAGGAGGGUCUAAGCGUCGACGAGACGGGAGUCGCCAACACCGUCGCCUUCGAGGAUGUGGCUGUCCAAGGCGCCCAGAGGCAUGGCUCGGUGACUGAGGAUCUCAUCGCCAAGGCUGCCAAGAAACAUAGCUCCGAUGGUGGUAACAAGUCAGGACACCCGCAGCCACCUCCCAUGAAUGUCGAGGCCGGCUCGCCCUUCGCCGACCGAAAACGCAUCUUCAGGGACAACCGCCUGCCGGCGAAGAAGUCCAAGUCGCUGCUGCAGAUCGCUUGGGAGACUUACAAUGACAAGAUCCUCAUCCUUCUGACGUUUGCUGCCAUCAUCUCGCUUGCGCUCGGUCUAUAUCAGACAUUUGGUGUGUCCCAUGAAGGUGGAGGAGCCAAAGUAGAAUGGGUUGAGGGCGUGGCCAUCCUGGUCGCAAUUUUUAUCGUCGUCCUUGUCGGAACCAUCAAUGAUUGGCAGAUGCAACGCAGCUUCAAUAAGCUGAACGCCAAACAUGACGACCGCCAUGUCAAGGUCAUUCGCUCGGGAAAGAGUGUCGAGUUGUCAGUCUACGACAUCUUGGUCGGCGACGUCAUGCAUCUUGAGACUGGCGAUUUGGUACCAGUGGACGGCAUAUUCAUCCAAGGUCAUGGUGUGAAGUGUGAUGAGUCUUCGGCCACAGGAGAGUCUGACUUGCUGAAGAAGACCCCUGCAGAUGAUGUCUUCGCAGCUCUUCAAAAGAUCCACGAGGGCAAAUCCGACAACAUCAAGAUUGAGAAGAUGGACCCAUUCAUUAUUUCAGGGAGUAAGGUCAAUGAGGGAACUGGAACCUUCCUGGUUACUGCUGUUGGUGUCCAUUCGAGCUACGGACGGAUCAUGAUGACGAUGCAGACAGGACAGGAGUCUACUCCCCUACAGCAGAUGCUUAACAAACUGGCUGAUAUGAUUGCAUACGCCGGCACAGGCUCUGCUCUGCUACUGUUUGUCGUCUUGUUCAUCAAGUUCCUCGUCGGCCUUCCCACCAACACAGACGGUCCCGACCAGAAGGGACAAACAUUCCUUCGACUGUUUAUCACCGCUGUCACUGUGGUUGUUGUUGCGGUUCCUGAGGGACUUCCAUUGGCCGUCACGCUUGCACUGGCAUUUGCCACCACCCGCAUGACCAAGGACAACAACCUCGUUCGUGUCUUGCGGGCUUGCGAGACGAUGGGAAACGCAACGACCAUCUGUUCAGACAAGACCGGAACCUUGACACAAAACAAGAUGACGGUAGUCGCGACCACUCUCGGGACGUCAGUCAGCUUUGGUGGCACCGAUGAGCCGCUUGAAGAACCCGAAAGUGGUCAAGAGAAGGAUCAGCAUAGUCAUGCCGAGUCUACUGUUCGCAAUGUUUCCGUCGAGGAGUUCUCGAAAAGCCUCAGCCAAGCGGUCAAAGACAUACUGAUCCAGUCCAACGCUGUCAACAGCACGGCCUUUGAAGGUGACCAGGAUGGUGAACAUACCUACAUUGGUUCAAAGACCGAGGUGGCUCUGUUGACUUUCACUCGUGACCACUUGGGCGCUCCGCCAGUGGCUGAGGUGCGAUCCAACUCCGAUGUUGUUCAGGUAGUGCCCUUCGACUCGGCUCUCAAGUACAUGGCAACCGUCGUCAAGCUGCCCGAUGGAAAGUACAGGGCCUAUGUCAAAGGUGCUAGCGAGAUCCUUCUCAAGCAAUGCACGCGAGUCCUGGCCGACCCUGAGUCAGAAGAUCUUGCUACCACAGAACUCACCGAGGAACUCCGCGAAACGUUCAACUCUACCAUCACUUCUUAUGCCGGCCAAACUCUGCGCACAAUCAGCUCUUCAUACCGCGACUUUGACAGCUGGCCGCCGUCUGAGGCAGCAAGCAAAGAAGACCCGGGCUCUGCCGACUUCAACAAGGUUCAUUCCGACAUGACGCUCGUCUCCAUCUUUGGUAUCAAGGACCCCCUUCGCCCUGGAGUCGUCGAUGCAAUCAAGGACUGCAAACGAGCAGGUGUGGUUGUGCGUAUGGUCACCGGCGACAACAUCUUGACCGGCCGAGCUAUUGCUAAGGAGUGCGGCAUCUACCGACCUGAGGAGGGAGGUUUGGCCAUGGAGGGUCCCGAGUUCAGGCGCAAAAGCGAUGAGGAACUCAAAGAAAUUGCGCCGAAGCUGCAGGUGCUCGCACGCUCCAGCCCCGAAGACAAGAGGAUUCUAGUCAAGACCCUCAAGGAGCUUGGCGAGACUGUUGCUGCUACGGGAGACGGAACCAACGACGCGCCGGCACUGAAAAUGGCCGAUAUUGGAUUUGCCAUGGGUAUAGCUGGCACUGAAGUUGCAAAAGAGGCCGCCGCAAUUAUUCUCAUGGAUGAUAACUUUGCCACAAUCGUCAAGGCCAUGGCCUGGGGUCGUACUGUGCGCGAUGCCGUCAAGAAGUUUCUUCAGUUCCAACUUACGGUUAAUGUUACCGCAGUAGUGCUUGUGUUCGUCAGCGCAGUCUCUAGCGCCACUGAAGAGUCUGUCCUGAACGCAGUGCAGCUUCUAUGGGUUAACCUGAUUAUGGAUACGAUGGCCGCGUUGGCCCUGGCAACUGACCCUCCUCAUCCGAGUGUACUCCACAGAAAACCUGAUCGCAAGUCAGCUGCUUUGAUCACUCCUGCUAUGGCAAAAAUGAUACUCGGCCAGGCCGUAUGCCAGCUUGCGAUUACACUUGUAUUGAACUUUGGAGGCUACUCUCUGUUGGGAUACGACUCUAUACCUGAUGGAGAGAUUAGACUGAAGACGCUAGUUUUCAACACUUUCGUGUGGCUCCAGAUCUUCAACGAAGUCAACAAUCGUCGCCUCGACAACAAAUUAAACAUCCUUGAAGGCGUCUUGAAAAACUAUUGGUUCCUUGGAGUUAACUUGAUCAUGAUCGGUGGUCAAGUUCUCAUUAUUUUUGUGGGCAGGGAAGCGUUCAAGAUUGUGCCCCUGGAUGGCAAAGAAUGGGGUAUCUCCAUUGGUCUCGGCGCCAUAUCUAUUCCCUGGGGCAUGUUCAUUCGCCUGAUUCCCGACCACUGGAUCCUCAAACUCCUCCCUUAUGCAAUUCGGCGACGAUGGGUGCCCGAGACUAUCAAAUCCGAAAAGGAACUGGAGAAACUCAAGAAGGACCAGGAGAAGGAUGCCGAGAAGGCUGCGGCGAAGAAGGCAAAGAAGGAUGCGAAGAAGGAGGCGAAGAAGGCCAAGAAGCGUGCAAAGAAGGGUGGAGCGGACGAGGAGAAGGCGUCGACACGAUCUGAAUCAGACGACGAGGACCACUUCAAGCCUCCUCUGCGAACACUCACGUCUAUCCGAGGCAACAGGGCCCGAAACCACAGCUUUUACGACGGACAUCGCGGGUUCCAUCAAUAUGUUCAUGAUCAGAAGCGAAAGGUCAAGGCCAAGGCGCACACGAUUGCCCAUUUGGACAGCAGUCAUAAGGAGAAGAAUGAGUCGGUCAAGUCUGAUGCUAGGCGGAGUUUAACGGCGCCAGCUGCUCCGCGGUCCCAAAAUGGGGAAGCAAGCCAAGCUUGA
Messenger RNA from Pyricularia pennisetigena, 3849 nucleotides. RefSeq lists its product as uncharacterized. Gene Ontology annotation, biological process: intracellular calcium ion homeostasis; calcium ion transmembrane transport. The record is from RefSeq and is a predicted model, not a curated record. The transcript is spliced from 8 exons. Bases 1 to 3849 code for a protein of 1282 amino acids. Gene Ontology annotation, cellular component: intracellular membrane-bounded organelle; membrane. Lineage: Eukaryota; Fungi; Ascomycota; Sordariomycetes; Magnaporthales; Pyriculariaceae. Gene Ontology annotation, molecular function: ATP binding; ATP hydrolysis activity; P-type calcium transporter activity.